Metarhizium album ARSEF 1941 is the source of this 1149-nucleotide messenger RNA. RefSeq names its product bZIP transcription factor (Fcr3). The transcript is spliced from 3 exons. The record is from RefSeq and is a predicted model, not a curated record. Gene Ontology annotation, molecular function: transcription cis-regulatory region binding; DNA-binding transcription activator activity, RNA polymerase II-specific. Bases 1 to 1149 code for a protein of 382 amino acids. Gene Ontology annotation, cellular component: RNA polymerase II transcription regulator complex. NCBI's taxonomy places the organism in Eukaryota, Fungi, Ascomycota, Sordariomycetes, Hypocreales, Clavicipitaceae.
AUGGACUUCUCGUCGCAGCCAUUCCCCUUCACGGCUGGUCAGCCCUACCACCAGUCCUUCAUGAGUGUUCCCCCACUGACGCCGUCCAACUCCCACUCCACGGGCUCCGACGACUACAACACCGCUUCUCCUCCGCGUGCCCGUUUUUCGCUCUCUUUUCUUCGUGCUGUCCCUCCCCUCUGGACCGAGUUACUGGGACCACGCCGCCAAUCCGCUUCCUCCCACUUGUCCAAAGUUGCCACCCCUUCCACAGGCAUCGUACUUGUAUUGCUCCAUGCCGUCAUCUUUUCGCUAACCGGUAUUCGCGAUUUGCAGGAGGUGUUUGACAGUGUUCCCAAUCCUGACCAGUUUCGAGGCUUUGAAUACAAUCAAGGAUUCCACAAUCCUUCCCGACACCAAACUUCAGGCUUUCCUGGUCCGCCGACUCCCCCGAAUCCUGCGACGUAUCCUGGCCAGCAACCAACCCCACAGCUUCACCAUCAAGCUUCCAGCUCGAAUGCUCAUCUCAGUGGUGCACUGUUGGGAACCAGGUCCGAUGGCGCCGACGACAGCAACCAUGCUCGGGUGGGUAGUGACGAGGACGAUUCCCUGACGCCUGCUCAGUCGCGACGCAAAGCACAGAAUCGCGCAGCCCAACGUGCGUUCCGUGAACGGAAAGAGAAGCAUGUCAAGGAUCUGGAAGCAAAACUUGCCCACAUGGAGGCCGCGCAGCAGCAGGCGUCGGUGGAGAACGAGAGACUCAAGCGGGAUUUGCAGAAGGUUUCCACGGAAAACGAAAUCCUGAGAGCCACUUCCUCAGUGAGCAACGGACACCGUCUUUCGCACUCUCCUGAACCAACAACAACCGGCCCCAUGAAGUAUAACCCCACCGACUUUUACUCCAACGUUCUUCAACACCACCAGAACAAGUUCCCCUCACAUCGCAUUGUCACCUCUGACGAUGGAGAGCGCCUGCUCGCUGCUGGCGCAACUUGGGACUUCAUCAUCAAUCACGACCUCUACAAACGAGGCCUUGUUGACGUUGGUGAUGUCAGCGAAAGGUUGAAAUCCUGUGCUCUGUGUGACGGGCAAGGCCCUGUCUUUUCGGAACGCUCCAUUGUCAGUGCCAUGGAACAAAGCGUAGCGAGUGGCACCGAUGACCUUUUGUAA